Trichomonas vaginalis G3 is the source of this 891-nucleotide messenger RNA. RefSeq lists its product as uncharacterized. The coding region runs from base 1 to 891 and encodes 296 amino acids. The transcript has a single exon. Lineage: Eukaryota; Parabasalia; Trichomonadida; Trichomonadidae. The record is from RefSeq and is a predicted model, not a curated record.
AUGCACAAGAAAGGUGCUAGACUUAGUGCAGCUGAAAUUGCAAAGCGCAAGCAGCAGCAACAUAUCGCGGAGAUAUAUGCUCCCGAGCGAUCAAGAAUUUAUUCAGGUGAAGAAGAGUUUAUGAAUACUUUACAUCCAUUUGAAGAAACCGGAAAAAACUCCGGCAAAAAAUCUUCACCUAUACAGAAAGCUAUCAUUUAUUCCAUUAAAAAUAAUGGAGGGAAGGCAACAGAAGAACAAUUAUUAAAUUUUGUUAAACAAAAAUGGGAUAUUAUAACAAAAUACACCGAAAGGGGGUUUACAAUGGAGCCCAACAUUCGUGUAAUCCGUCUUAAUUGUGCAGUAAAAAAACGGGGAAGACAUUUAUUUUUGAAAGUACCAAAAUUAAAAGAAACUUGGAUGCUUAAUUCAGCCCCAAGGAAGAUACCUCAGAAAAGGAUUAACCUAAAGACCAAAGAAAUCAGCUCCGGAUCCGAUCCUGGUGAACCAAUUCAAGAAGCUGUCGAAGAAUCAGAGGAAGAACAAAACGAAUUGAUCGUGGAUACGGUUAUGAGAAAGGACACCUUUGAAUAUUGCAUCGAGAAACUGUUCACAGACAAUGUCUCAGAGUAUGAUUUCAAUGAAAUUUGCAAAUUGAUGGAACCUUAUAAGGAGAUGAAUGGAUUAUUCAAAACUCUAGCAUAUGAGAGGCGUGUCCGAGCUUCUCUCGUCGUUCUAAAAUACCACAAAGUUAUAGAUUAUAUUGAAAAAGAUGGAAAAUACCGAACCCAUCAAAAUAUAGCUGUGGAUCAUAGAAUACCACAAGAUCCAAAUAAUCUUGAUUCCCUCCAAAUCGAAAAAAUGACACUCGAUGAAUUCUAUAAUUCAAUUCAAUCCAGAUUUAAGACCUGA